CCUUCUCUGCAGCGCCCAACGUUUAUCUACGCAUCGCGCGCUGCAACGGCCAACGGGGGGCGCUGCCAUUGUAUACGUGCUCGAACGGUCGAACCUGCUCGUGCACUCCAGCAUCUCAAGUUCUCAUAGCGAGAGGGGAGAGAGCGGCAGAGGUGGGAGGGAGGAAGAUGAGCGGCAGCGUGGAGACGCAGGCGCGGGCGUUCGCGGACGAGGUGCGCGGCGGCGCCCUGGAGGCGAAGAACUGGAUGCUGGACCUCGGCCACCCGCUCCUCAACCGUGUCGCCGAGAGCUUCGUCAAGGCCGCCGGGAUCGGCGCGGUCCAGGCGGUCGCGAGGGAGUCGUACUUCAUGGCCAUCGAAGGCGAGGGAGGAUCGGUGUCCGGCGCCACCGGCUCGAGGAAACGCUCGUUCCCGGAACUCAAUGGGACGAACAGUGGUAGCAAGUCGGCCGAGGCCAUGGUGAAAAACGUGAGCAAAGAGUCGUUGCAGUGGGGACUCGCGGCUGGCGUGCACUCCGGCCUGACCUACGGCCUGACGGAGGUGCGCGGGACGCACGACUGGCGUAACAGCGCCGUGGCCGGCGCCAUCACGGGCGCCGCCGUCGCGCUCACGUCGGACCGCGCGUCGCACGAGCAGGUCGUGCAGUGCGCAAUCGCCGGCGCGGCGCUCUCCACGGCCGCCAACGUGCUCUCCGGCAUAUUCUGAAUCCGUCCUGAGCCCGCCGGCCGAAGCUAUGUUGCGCUGGAUGUUGCGCACCCUAAUGUUGCCAUCGCUAUGUUCUUAGUAGUAGUAGUAGCCCCCCUUAUACGAUAAUUUGGGGUGUUGCAUCAAUGUGUCGCGGAUGCUUUCAGCUACAGCAUCUUGUAAGCGGACUAGAUGACAUUGAUUUGUCGUUACCGUCGCCGAUAUAUCUGUUGCUGCGGCUAUUGAGCCUCCCGUGGCAGAUCAUGAGUUCAUGACCGUCUUCAGUGUACUGCAGUUGAUUCUGUUGAGGUUCCUCGGCUGGCAGCCGACAUGAGCAGCUCGACGCCAGAACUCGUGUUCUGGGAAUACUGGCAACUCAUCACGUAUGUCAGCUAACCUGGUGUCGUCACUUCGUCAGUUGUAGCAUGUAUUAUUUCCAGAAACGGGACGCUUAGGGUCUAUUUGUUGA
Panicum virgatum (switchgrass) is the source of this 1152-nucleotide messenger RNA. Its product is annotated as outer envelope pore protein 16-2, chloroplastic-like. Lineage: Eukaryota; Viridiplantae; Streptophyta; Magnoliopsida; Poales; Poaceae. The record is from RefSeq and is a predicted model, not a curated record. The transcript has 6 exons. Gene Ontology annotation, cellular component: chloroplast outer membrane. The coding region runs from base 168 to 704 and encodes 178 amino acids. Gene Ontology annotation, molecular function: amino acid transmembrane transporter activity.